Molecule: messenger RNA, 1665 nt
Organism: Prunus avium (sweet cherry)
Lineage: Eukaryota; Viridiplantae; Streptophyta; Magnoliopsida; Rosales; Rosaceae
Product: protein ACCELERATED CELL DEATH 6-like
Cellular component (GO): plasma membrane
Molecular function (GO): protein binding
Source: RefSeq, a predicted model, not a curated record
AUGGUAAAAUAUCUCUGCUCAGGUGAAGGAGAAGCAACAGAUAUUGAAAAUGAUAUGUCAUCAAGGAAUCCAGGUUCAGGUGAAAGCAAUGCCACUGAUAUUGAAAACGACGGCAUGCGGUUGCUGAGGAUGAAAAAUGAUGAGGAAAACAUGGCUUUGCAUGAAGCACUGAUUAAUGGCCAGAAAGAAGUGGCAACAUAUUUGAUUGGGGCCGAUCCUGAUCAUGACCAUCCGGUUUCAUUUUCUGCAAAUAAGGAAGGCAAAUCACCUUUGUAUCUGGCCAUUCGAGCAGGGGAUAUUCGAACUGUGGAGUGUAUAAGUCAACGGUACCGGUCGCCUAGGAACUUGGCGGUGGAAGGGAAGUCCCCAUUGCAUGCUGCAAUUCUGGCCAAGAACGAAGAGCUCCUAGAGAUAAUAUCAACCAUGGGAUUUACCGUCAACGUAAAAGAUGAGAAAGGAAGGACCCCACUUCAUUAUGCAGCAUCAACUGGUUACCUCGAAGGGGUUCGCUUCUUCUUGGACAAAUGUCCCUCUGACUCUAAUCAAGCAGAUACUAGUGGCUUCCUCCCGAUCCAUUCUGCAUCAAGCAAAGGUUACGACAAGAUUGUUGAAGAGCUGCUUCGACAUUUUCCAGCUUCGAAGGAAUUGCCAAACUCAGAUGGCCAAAAUAUACUCCAUCUUGCAGCAAAAUUUGGAAAACAUGCCCUUGUUAACUAUUUUCUAAGAGAAGGUAAUGGGUUUCAGAUGUUGAUAAACCAACAGGAUAAGGAGGGAAAUACCCCUUUACAUUUGGCAACAAUUUAUCGGCAUCCAAGAGUUGUGAAAUAUUUCACAUGGGAAAAAAAGACCAACUUAAUGGUUUUGAACUAUGAAGGCAUGACAGCUCUUGACAUUGCAGAGUGCACUAUGGAAGCUGUUGCUUCAUUUCAUGGGAGGCUAACAUGGGUAGCACUGAAAUCUGGCGGUGCACAGCGAGCUCAGCCUCUGCAUGUUCUCUUACGGACAAAUGCGCAGAGUCCACAGCAAGACGAUGCAGGAGACAACGAUGGACAUGUCCCAACUAUGAGUCAAGAUGUCCUAGCUGAAAUUAUAAAUUCUUGUAGCGCAGACCGCAUGGAGUUACAGUUUCCUAACACGAAAAGUUACAAGGACAGGGUGAACACUCUAUUGGUGGUAACUACACUUGUAGCUACAGUGACAUUUGCAGCUGGUUUCACAAUGCCGGGUGGCUACAAUAACUCCGGUCCUGAUGAGGGCAAAGCAACCUUGCUAACCAAGGUUAUGUUCCAAGUGUUUGUGAUCAGUAACGCCAUAGCUAUGUAUAGCUCCGUCUUCGUUGCAGUUACUCUCAUUUGGGCACAAGUGGGAGACCUAAUUUUGGUGUUCACAGCUCUUCGUUUGGUAAUGCCUCUGCUGGGGAUUGCGCUUGGCAUGCUGUCCUUAGCCUUUAUGGCUGGCGUUUAUGUGGUCGUAAGCAACCUUCGUUGGCUUUCGAUCGUGGUGUUGGUCAUCGGAAUAUGCUUUCUUUACACUGUCUUAAUACUUUUCAGCCCACUCUUCUUUCCAAAUACAACACCUACUUUUCGUUACAUCACCUAUUAUCCCUUUUAUUUGGCAGCGCUUUUAGCUUCUGGAAGUCACAGCAACGACCUAGAAGAAGAGUAA